Neomonachus schauinslandi (Hawaiian monk seal) is the source of this 3618-nucleotide messenger RNA. It is a transcript of the gene PPFIA4, whose product is annotated as PTPRF interacting protein alpha 4. Gene Ontology annotation, molecular function: protein binding. The coding region runs from base 1 to 3618 and encodes 1205 amino acids. Gene Ontology annotation, cellular component: presynaptic active zone. Gene Ontology annotation, biological process: synapse organization. Lineage: Eukaryota; Metazoa; Chordata; Mammalia; Carnivora; Phocidae. The transcript has 29 exons. The record is from RefSeq and is a predicted model, not a curated record.
AUGUGUGAGGUGAUGCCCACAAUCAAUGAGGGGGACCCCCUGGGGCCCCCCCACGGCGCCGACGCUGACGCCAACUUUGAGCAGCUGAUGGUGAACAUGCUGGAUGAGCGGGAGAAGUUGCUGGAGUCCCUUCGGGAGAGUCAGGAGACCUUGGUGGCCACGCAGAGCCGGCUCCAGGACGCCCUGCAUGAGCGGGACCAGCUCCAGCGCCACCUUAACUCCGCCCUCCCCCAGGAAUUUGCCACCUUAACCCGGGAGCUGAGCAUGUGUCGGGAACAGCUUCUAGAAAGGGAGGAAGAGGUAUCAGAGCUGAAAGCAGAGCGGAAUAACACAAGGUUGCUUCUGGAACAUCUGGAGUGCCUGGUGUCCCGCCAUGAGCGGUCGCUGCGGAUGACUGUGGUGAAGCGCCAGGCCCAGUCGCCUUCAGGGGUCUCCAGUGAGGUGGAGGUGCUGAAGGCCCUCAAGUCGCUGUUCGAGCACCACAAGGCCCUGGAUGAGAAGGUGCGGGAGCGGCUCCGGGCGGCCCUGGAGCGAGUCACCACUUUGGAAGAGCAGCUCGCCGGGGCCCACCAGCAGGUGUCUGCCCUGCAGCAGGGGGCCGGGGUUCGGGAGGGAGUGGCAGAAGAAGAGGGGACUGUGGAGCUGGGACCGAAGCGCCUGUGGAAGGAUGACACGGGCCGGGUAGAGGAGCUGCAGGAGCUCCUGGAGAAGCAGAACUUUGAAUUGAGCCAGGCUCGGGAGCGACUGGUCACCCUGACGGCAACAGUGGCCGAGCUUGAGGAGGACCUGGGCACGGCCCGCCGGGACCUCAUCAAGUCGGAGGAGCUGGGCAGCAAGCAUCAGCGGGACCUCCGGGAGGCUCUGGCUCAGAAGGAAGACAUGGAGGAGAGAAUCACAACACUAGAGAAGCGCUACCUGGCUGCACAGCGCGAGGCCACUUCCAUCCAUGACCUCAAUGACAAACUGGAGAAUGAGCUGGCCAAUAAGGAGUCCCUGCACCGCCAGUGUGAGGAGAAGGCCCGGCACCUGCAGGAGCUACUGGAAGUGGCAGAGCAGAAGCUGCAGCAGACGAUGCGCAAGGCCGAGACGCUGCCGGAGGUGGAGGCCGAGCUGGCUCAGAGGAUUGCAGCCCUCACCAAGGCUGAAGAAAGGCACGGCAGCAUUGAGGAGCACCUGCGGCAGCUGGAGGGGCAGCUGGAGGAGAAGAACCAGGAGCUGGCGAGGGUACGCCAGCGGGAGAAGAUGAACGAGGACCACAACAAGCGGCUGUCAGACACCGUGGACCGGCUGCUCAGCGAGUCCAACGAGCGCCUGCAGCUGCACCUCAAGGAGCGAAUGGCCGCCCUGGAGGAGAAGAACACGUUGAUCCAGGAGCUGGAGAGCUCCCAGCGGCAGAUCGAGGAGCAGCACCAUCACAAGGGCCGCCUGUCUGAAGAGAUUGAGAAGCUGCGCCAAGAGGUGGACCAGCUGAAGGGUCGAGGGGGGCCGUUUGUGGAUGGCGUCCACUCCAGGUCGCACAUGGGCAGCGCAGCGGAUGUGCGGUUCUCCCUGAGCACAGCCACCCACGUGCCCUCAAGCCUGCACCGCCACUACUCAGCUCUGCGGGAGGAGUCUGCCAAGGACUGGGAGCCCUCUCCACUGCCUGGGGUGCUGGCCCCCACAGCUGCUCCUGCCUUUGACAGUGACCCCGAGAUCUCCGACAUGGAUGAGGAUGAGCCAGGGGGUCUGGUGGGCUCCGUGGAUGUUGUCUCCCCCAGUGGCCACUCGGAUGCCCAGACCCUGGCCAUGAUGCUGCAGGAGCAGCUGGAUGCCAUCAAUGAGGAGAUCAGGAUGAUCCAGGAAGAGAAGGAGUCCACGGAGCUGCGUGCCGAGGAGAUCGAGACUCGAGUGACCAGCGGCAGCAUGGAGGCCCUCAACCUGACCCAGCUGCGCAAACGCGGCUCCAUGCCCACCUCUCUGACUGCCCUGUCCCUGGCUAGCGCGUCCCCUCUGCUCAGCGGCCGCUCCACGCCUAAGCUUACCUCCCGCAGUGCUGCCCAGGACCUGGACCGCAUGGGGGUCAUGACCCUGCCCAGUGACUUGAGAAAGCAUAGGAGGAAACUGCUGUCGCCAGUGUCUCGGGAAGAGAACCGAGAGGAUAAAGCCACCAUAAAAUGUGAGACUUCUCCUCCUUCCUCACCCAGGACGCUGCGGCUAGAGAAGCUUGGCCAUCCAGCCCUGAGCCAGGAAGAAGGCAAAAGUGCUCUGGAGGAUCCGGGCAGCAACCCAAGCAGCAGCGACGGCAGCCAGGACUCCUUGCACAAGGGCGCCAAGCGCAAGGGCAUCAAGUCGUCCAUCGGCCGCCUGUUCGGGAAGAAGGAGAAGGGCCGGCUAAUCCAGCUGAGCCGGGAUGGAGCCACGGGCCAUGUUCUGCUAACAGACUCCGAGCUUGGUCUGCAGGAGCCCAUGGUGCCUGCCAAGCUGGGGACCCAGGCAGAGAAGGACCGGCGGCUGAAGAAGAAACACCAGCUGCUUGAAGACGCCCGCAGAAAAGGAAUGCCCUUUGCCCAGUGGGAUGGCCCUACUGUGGUCUCCUGGCUGGAGCUCUGGGUGGGGAUGCCUGCCUGGUACGUGGCAGCCUGCCGGGCCAACGUCAAGAGCGGUGCCAUCAUGUCGGCCCUGUCGGACACGGAGAUCCAGCGUGAGAUUGGCAUCAGCAAUGCCCUGCACCGGCUCAAGCUCCGGCUGGCCAUCCAGGAGAUGGUGUCGCUGACCAGCCCCUCCGCCCCACCCACCUCCAGGACUUCUUCCGGGAAUGUCUGGGUCACCCAUGAAGAGAUGGAAACUCUGGCAACACCCACUAAAACAGACAGUGAGGAGGGCAGCUGGGCUCAGACCCUGGCCUAUGGGGACAUGAACCACGAGUGGAUUGGGAACGAAUGGCUCCCCAGCCUGGGGCUCCCCCAGUACCGCAGCUACUUCAUGGAGUGCCUGGUGGACGCCCGCAUGCUGGACCACCUCACCAAGAAGGACCUGCGGGUCCACCUGAAGAUGGUGGACAGCUUCCACCGAACCAGUCUUCAGUACGGCAUCAUGUGUCUGAAGAGGCUGAAUUAUGACCGCAAGGAGCUGGAGAAAAGACGGGAGGAAAGCCAGCAUGAGAUCAAGGAUGUGCUCGUCUGGACCAACGACCAGGUGGUUCACUGGGUCCAGUCCAUUGGGCUGCGGGAUUACGCAGGAAACCUGCAGGAGAGCGGCGUGCACGGGGCCCUGCUGGCCCUGGAUGAGAACUUUGACCACAACACGCUGGCCCUGGUCCUCCAGAUCCCCACGCAGAAUACCCAGGCACGCCAGGUGAUGGAAAGAGAGUUCAACAACCUGUUGGCCUUGGGCACAGACCGGAAGCUGGAUGAUGGCGAGGACAAGGUGUUCCGGCGCGCGCCGUCCUGGAGGAAGCGCUUCCGGCCGCGGGACCCGCACGGCGGCCUGCUCGGCGCCUCGGCGGAGACGCUCCCGGCCGCCUUCCGCGUGGCCAGCCUGGGGCCGCUGCAGCCCCCGCCCGCGCCGCCCAAGAAGAUCACGCCGGAGGCUCGCUCCCACUAUCUCUACGGACACAUGCUCUCCGCCUUUCGGGACUAG